Messenger RNA from Asparagus officinalis (garden asparagus), 1904 nucleotides. Its product is annotated as sulfate transporter 3.1-like. Lineage: Eukaryota; Viridiplantae; Streptophyta; Magnoliopsida; Asparagales; Asparagaceae. The coding region runs from base 94 to 1659 and encodes 521 amino acids. The record is from RefSeq and is a predicted model, not a curated record. The transcript is spliced from 12 exons. Gene Ontology annotation, cellular component: membrane. Gene Ontology annotation, biological process: transmembrane transport.
AUCCCGCAGGGGAUUAGUUAUGCUAAGCUCGCCAACUUGCCUCCUGUUCUUGGUUUGUAUUCAAGCUUCGUGCCGCCGUUGGUGUACGCAACGAUGGGGAGCUCGAGGGAUGUGGCAGUGGGCACUGCGGCUGUACCGUCACUUCUAUUAGCGUCAAUGCUCGGAAAAAAUGUAUCUGCCAUUAAAGAGCCGCUCCUAUAUUUACACCUAGCCAUUACCGCUACGUUUUUUGCCGGAGUUUUUCAGGCUGCUUUGGGUAUUCUAAGGUUAGGGUUCAUAGUGGAUUUUUUAUCACAUGCAACAAUAGUAGGGUUUAUGGGGGGAGCAGCCACAGUCAUUUGCCUUCACCAGCUCAAGGGCAUUUUGGGGCUUGAGCAUUUCACCAAAGAAACUGACCUUGUCUCUGUUAUGCACUCUGUCUUCACCAACACUCGGCAGUGGAAAUGGGAGAGUGCAGUUCUUGGAUGUGGCAUACUUUUCUUCCUCUUUAGUACACGCUACUUUAGCAAGAAAAGGCCCCAAUUCUUCUGGGCUUCUGCUGCAGCACCACUAACGUCAGUUUUCAUUGGAAGCCUUCUCGUCUACUUCAGUCAUGCUGAGAAUCAUGGAGUCUACGUGAUAGGGUACCUAAAGAAAGGGCUGAAUCCACCAUCUUUGACAAGUUUGAUAUUGUCUCCUCCUCAUAUGAUGAUUGCCAUGAGGAUUGGCAUUGUUACUGGCAUAAUUGCCCUUGCUGAAGGAAUUGCAGUAGGAAGGAGUUUUGCCAUGAUCAAGAACUACCAAAUCGAUGGAAACAAAGAGAUGAUCGCAUUUGGGAUGAUGAACGUCGCUGGAUCAUUAACAUCCUGCUAUCUCACCACCGGAUGCAAAACAGCAAUGUCGAACAUCGUGAUGGCGAUUACAGUGAUGAUUACCCUAUUGUUCUUGACUCCGUUAUUUCAUUAUACUCCCCUAGUUGUUCUUGCUUCCAUUAUUAUCUCCGCAAUGGUUCGAUUAAUUGAUUAUGAGGCUGCAAUUCACCUUUGGCAUAUUGAUAAGAUUGAUUUCUUUGUGUGCAUUGGUGCAUACUUUGGUGUAGUGUUCGGCAGUGUCGAAAUUGGACUCGUUAUCGCGGUUGCAAUCUCGAUACUUAGGGUUUUAUUGUUCGUCGCGAGGCCUAGAACUAGUGUUCUAGGGAACAUACCGAACUCCGCGGUCUAUCGAAGGAUGGAUCAAUAUCCAAUAGCUCAGAGUGUAUCAAAAGUGUUCAUACUCCAAAUUGAUGCUCCGAUAUUUUUCACUAAUGCUAGCUACUUGAAAGAGAGGAUAUCGCGAUACAUUGAUGAAGAGGAGGAAAGUAUGGUGAGAGCAAAGGGGGAGAAAAUUAGCCUGAAUUAUGUGAUUUUAGACAUGAGUGCUGUGACCAGCAUUGACGCUAGCGGAAUUAACAUGCUCGAGGAUUUAAGGAAGAGUGUUGAGAGAAGAGGGCUUCAGCUUGUGUUAGCUAAUCCCGGGAGUGAAGUGAUGAGGAAGCUGGACAAAUCAAAGGUCCUUGAGAUGAUUGGACGAGAGAUGAUAUUUCUCACCGUUGCAGAGGCUGUGAGCACGUGUGACUCCUUGCUUCACACGUGCAAACCAGGAGUCGGCAAUGAUUCCAUCGCUAGUGACAACAAUGUCUAAGAUAUGUAUAGAGAUGCAUUUUAGGUUAAUGGAGGAUUUCGUCUCAGUUAGUUUUUGUUUUUUAUUUAUUGCUGGCAAAGUAUUAUGGAUAAAUGUAGAAAUGUUGAGGUUUGGAUUGUGCAGCUAAGUUGUACAUCCUCUUGAAACUAGUUUUUCAUUUUUUUUUUCAAAUCUUUUUUUAAUUUAGUGUGGAUCGCGUUGUGUGGAAUUUAAUUAGUUGUAUAAUUUUUAUAUUAUUCAAGUAG